GGAGAAGUUGGUGUCUUUGAGGCCUUGCUUUGGUCUGGAGAAGGACCAGCCCCAACAUGGAAGCCAUUGCCUUGUAUAACUUCCAGGCGACCGAGAAGGAUGAAUUAGCAUUUAAGAAGGGAGACACACUGAAGAUUCUGAACAUGGAAGAUGACCAAAACUGGUACAAAGCAGAGCUCUUUGGCAUGGAAGGAUUUGUCCCCAAAAAUUACAUCAAAAUGAAACCUCAUCAGUGGUACUCUGGCAAAAUCUCCAGACAAGGGGCUGAAAAGGUCCUCCUAAAGCAACAGUUUCGGGGCGCGUUUCUCAUCCGGGAAAGCGAAAGCAGCCCAGGGGAUUUCUCCAUCUCCGUGAACUACGGAGAUCAGGUGCUGCACUUCAAAGUGCUCCGGGAGAAAAAGGGGAAGUACCAUCUCUGGGAGGAGAAAUUUAACUCCAUUAAUGAGCUGGUGGACUUCUACCGAACCACCACCAUCGCUAAGAAAGGGCAGGUCUUCCUGAGAGAUCACGGAGAAGCCGAGGUGCCCAAGAAGCCAACAUUUGUGCAGGCCCAGUUCGACUUCGUGGCCGAAAACCCAUCCCAGCUGAGCUUCUACAGAGGAGACAUCCUCAAGAUUUUGGACUGCUCUGACCCCCACUGGUGGAGAGGGAAGCUAGGGGUGAAAAUGGGCCUUUUUCCUCGGAACUACGUUUUCCCCCUGCGCAUGUGACCCGCCUGCCUUACCUUCCAACCAGAGGAUCAUCUGGCUGAAGCGAUCAGCCGUCCCAUCUGGACCUUUCCUUCUUUUGCAGAAAGUCACGACAGCGGAUGCUCUGUCCCACCCCUCACCUCCCAGCAGAGCCAUGCAAAACCUUUCGUUUUCGCAGUCCAACCUUAAAAGAGGCCUGUUGCAAAUCCAGAUGGCCUUUCUGAGGUUGAAACAUCGGGACUCCUUUCAAGGAUGAAAUCGCUUGCAGCCAGAUCCCCAUCACUCACCUCGAGCCCAAGCAUGCACCUGGGGAUGUUUACCUAUUUUGUUUUUUAAAGCAAUAUAUUUGCAGAAGUGAAAGUGCCACCCAGCUUCAGUCAAAGUGCUGUCCUGAGUCAGCCCUUGUUAAGAGCUGCCGUAUGGUCCACGUUUACCUUACCGGCAUCGGAUGCUUUCAAAAAGCUGAAGGCCUUUUGUAAUGUCCAUGCGCUGGAAUGAUCUACAGCACAGCUGGACUAAGAGAAAUCUGAUCCACCGGUGUGACACAGUGAGACAAUUAGUCAUAAAUUCCUACCGCCCCAAGUUUAUGGAGAGUAACUACAAAUUCCCAGCAUCCCUUGGCAAGGUAGCAUCAACUGCAAACUCACAAUGCAGGCUUCCCUCCUAGGUAUACCCUCCGGGGUGGUUUUUUUCCCCCGUGGCUCUGGUGUGAGAGCUUGUUUGGCUGCUGCAGGAGAAGACGAACAUUUUCUGCAAAUCCUCAGACAUGUUCUGGGUGUCCUGCUGAACUUGGCUCUCGUGCAGUGGAGGAGGUCAUCAAACAUGAUGCAAGAGUGGUUCUCACCAGUGGAGCUUUGGACUCGGAAAGGAGGUGGGGAAGCUCCCUCCCUUUUCUAACUUCUGUUUCUCCUUUUAAAUGGUUGAUCAGCAUUUUGCAGGCCAGGCCAGCUCUACCUCUGUUCUGCAGUCCUUGGCUAUCUCGGUCAGCAGCCAAGCGCAAGGAACGAAGGAGCCGAGAAUCAUCCACCACAGGUCAGAAAGUCCACCGGCUCCCUCCUUGACCUUC
Messenger RNA from Candoia aspera, 1755 nucleotides. It is a transcript of the gene GRAP, whose product is annotated as GRB2 related adaptor protein. The record is from RefSeq and is a predicted model, not a curated record. Gene Ontology annotation, biological process: signal transduction; regulation of MAPK cascade. Gene Ontology annotation, cellular component: plasma membrane; COP9 signalosome; nucleoplasm. The coding region runs from base 57 to 710 and encodes 217 amino acids. Gene Ontology annotation, molecular function: epidermal growth factor receptor binding; phosphotyrosine residue binding. The transcript has 5 exons. Lineage: Eukaryota; Metazoa; Chordata; Lepidosauria; Squamata; Candoiidae.